AUGGGUGCCCGGUUGCCCGCUGCCCUGCUGCACUGGCAGGGGAAGCGGGCUCUGCCCUGGGCCAUGCUCCUGCUUCUUGUUCCAGGAACUCCAUGCUCCUGCUGGAGUUCCCACAGAGAAAGGGAGAAUGAUGACCAAAACGUCAUGGAAAGUUAUUUUCCUGCUACUGUGGAGUAUGCCUUACACAUGUUCAAUCUGAAGAGCAAGGACAUGAAUGCCUACAGGCUGGUUCGGAUCCGGAGUUCUAGGAGGGAGCAGGUAGAGACCAUGUUGGCAUUCUCCAUGGAGCUGGAACUUCGUAGAACUAAGUGUGGGAAAUUUGAUGAAGACAUUGACAACUGCUCCUUUCAAGAAAGCCCAGAGAUGAGCAAUACCUUCACCUGCUUCUUCACCAUCGGCACUGAGCCCUGGAGAACAGUGUUCCAACUCCUGAACAAGACCUGCCUGGAGGGGUUCCACUGA
Molecule: messenger RNA, 462 nt
Organism: Rhinolophus ferrumequinum (greater horseshoe bat)
Lineage: Eukaryota; Metazoa; Chordata; Mammalia; Chiroptera; Rhinolophidae
Product: cystatin-9-like
Exons: 3
Coding region: 1-462 (153 amino acids)
Biological process (GO): antimicrobial humoral response
Molecular function (GO): cysteine-type endopeptidase inhibitor activity
Source: RefSeq, a predicted model, not a curated record